AUGUCUCCGACGACAGAAAUGGAGGAUACAGGAACAAACAUCACAGUUUUAAUUGAUAAUUAUGAUUCAUUUACCUGGAAUGUUUACCAAUACCUUACAGAACUUGGUGCACAAGUUGAAGUAUUUCGUAAUGAUAAAAUCACAAUUGAUAAAAUUGCUGCAUUGAAUCCCAAAAACUUGGUAAUUUCUCCAGGUCCAGGUCAGCCAUUAACUGACUCUGGAAUAUCUUGUGAAGUUAUUUCUCAUUUUUCUGGUAAAAUACCAAUUCUUGGUAUUUGUAUGGGUGAGCAAUGCAUUUUUGAAGUAUUUGGUGGUAAGGUUGAUUAUGCUGGUGAAAUAGUUCAUGGUAAAACAUCUACUAUUGAACAUGACAGUGUUGGAUUGUUUAUAAAUGUGCCAAAGGAAAUAUCUGCUACCAGAUAUCAUUCUUUAGCUGCUCAACCAAGCACAAUUCCUGAUGAAUUGAUGUCAACUUGUUGGAGUGAUACUAAGGUUUUAAUGGGCAUAAGACAUCGUGAAUUCACCAUUGAAGGAAUUCAAUUUCAUCCAGAAAGCAUUCUUAGUGAACAUGGAAAAACCCUGCUUGGAAAUUUUUUGAAUCUUAAAGGCGGAACAUGGGAUGAAAACCCAGAGUUUAAGGUUAAACCUCCAUUAGCAAAAACCAAAGUUAAAGAAGACUCAGUUUCCAGCAUAUUAGAAAAAAUAGUCCUACAAAGAUACAAUGAUGUUGAAGCAGCCAAAAAACAACCAGGAUCAUCACCAUAUGAUUUGAAAAGAUUAUUAUCACUUCAUAUAGCUCCACCUUUAAUAGAUUUUCCUGCCAGACUUAGUCAAAACCUACCAAAAUAUCCAGCAAUAAUGGCAGAAGUUAAAAGAGCCUCACCUAGUAAGGGAAACAUUGAUCUUACAGUAAAUGCAGCAGAACAAGCACUUAUUUAUGCAAAAGCUGGUGCAUCUGUCAUUUCUGUAUUGACAGAACCAAAGUGGUUUAAAGGAUCAUUGGAUGACAUGAGACAAGCCCAUGAUAUUCUAUCUAGUAUUCCAAACAGACCAGCUGUCCUACGAAAAGAUUUUAUUAUUGAUACUUAUCAGAUAAUGGAAGCUAGAAUAUAUGGUGCAGAUACUGUGUUAUUAAUAGUUGCCAUAUUAGAUGAUGAAAAAUUAGCAAAAUUAUAUAACUUUGCAAAAUCUCUUGGGAUGGAACCAUUGGUAGAAGUUAACAGUGAGGAAGAGAUGACAAGGGCAAUCAAAUUAGGAGCAAAGGUUAUUGGGGUAAAUAAUCGUAACUUGCAUACAUUUGAAGUUGAUCUAUCUACAACCUCACGAUUGGCCAAAAUGGUACAUAAAGGUGUAAUUUUAGUAGCUUUAAGUGGAAUUAAUAGCAGGACAGAUGUGACUGGAUAUAUAGAACAAGGUAUUGAUGCUUUAUUAAUAGGUGAGGCAAUGAUGAAAGCUCAAGAUAAAAAGGCUUUUAUUGAUGAAAUAUUAGGAAUUGAAAAGGUAGAAACUAAAGCUACUAUUACCAAGUUUCCCAUCAAACCAUUGGUGAAAAUAUGUGGUAUAAAUACAAUUGAUGCAGCAAUCACAGCUACAGAAUUGGGUGCAGACCUUAUAGGAUUGAUAUUUGCCAAAGAUUCAAAAAGAAAAGUAACACUUGAUCUAUCUUUGGAAAUAGUUAAUGUUAUUCGUGAAAUGCAAUCUGAUGAUUCUAAUAACAUUAAAAAGGAAGAUGGGGAAAGUGAGGAAAAUGUAAAUGAUUUGGAAAGCUUACCAAGUAAUUAUGACUGGUUUAGGUCACAUGCAGAUACAAUUUACACAUCUAAAAAACCAUUAAUAGUGGGAGUUUUUCAGGAUCAGUCAGUUGAAUACAUCACAAAAAUUGUACAAUACUUAAAACUUGAUUUAAUCCAAUUACAUGGAAAUGAGCCACUUGAUAUGCCAAAAUUCUUACCUAGGCCAGUAAUUAAAACAUUUCAUAUUGAUGAAAAUUUUUGUGCUCCAACACUAAUCACACAACCAGGAUAUAAUCAGUAUUGUCUUUUAGACACUAAAACAAAAAAUAAUAAAGAUGCUGGUCAAACUCACAAAGGAGGGUCUGGAAUAAGUUUUGAUUGGAAUAUAGCAUUAAAGAUUAAAAACAGUGUUAAAAAUUCAAAAACUGGUAAAGUCAAUGAUGAAUUUCCAAUAAUUUUGGCAGGAGGAUUGAAUCCUGAAAAUGUUAAGGAGGCAAUUGAAAAGGUAAAACCUUGGUGUGUUGAUGUGUCAAGUGGAGUGGAAACAGAUCAACAAAAGGACAAUGAUAAAAUUAAAGAAUUUAUUCAAAGGGCCAAAUCGAUCAUUUAUAAAGAUGAGAUUAUUGAAACAGAAGAGAAAAGUCAAGGUUAUGAAAAGCAAAAUGGUGAAUCAACUGAUGAACAUACUACAUAA
Entrophospora sp. SA101 is the source of this 2427-nucleotide messenger RNA. NCBI's taxonomy places the organism in Eukaryota, Fungi, Glomeromycota, Glomeromycetes, Entrophosporales, Entrophosporaceae. The record is from the annotation of a GenBank genome assembly.